UUUUUAUCCUAAUUAAUCCAAACAAUGGUUCCUACUCCAGACCAUAAUUUUUUGAUCUUCAAAGUGAAAAAUAGCUACUUGUCACAAUGAUUAAAUUGUUUUCAAUGAAAAACCAGAAAAAAGAUGGAAGUGAUGCUCAAAAAAGUGGAGGCAAACGAGCUUCUGCUGCCCAGCUGAGAAUAACCAAAGAUAUCAAUGAACUUACUCUCCCAAAAACCUGCGAAACUGAAUUCCCUGACCCUGACAAUCUUUUGUCCUUCAAAGUUAUUAUUUGUCCUGAUGAGGGUUUCUACAGAAGUGGCCGAAUUAUGUUGCUUCAUGUUUAUCACCCAAAUAUAGACAUGGAAGGCAACGUUUGCUUGAACAUAUUGCGGGAAGACUGGAAGCCUGUGCUCACCAUCAACUCAAUUGUGUAUGGCUUGCAGUACUUAUUCUUGGAGCCAAACCCAGAAGACCCGUUGAACAAAGAAGCGGCAGAGGUGCUUCGGAUGAACCGGCCGCUCUUUGAACAGAACGUCGUCAAGAGCAUGCGGGGUGGCUAUGUCUCUAAUGUAUAUUUCGAGAGAUGCCUAAAAUGAGUUAAUUAGUAUCCCUUGAAUCUUAAUGAGAAAUGCUGAUUAGAUCAAUGCAUUCACUACUUCAUAGUUCCAACAAUUAGCUCGAGUUUAGGGUAUGGAUGAAUUUAUUGUCUUUGACAUCAUAGCAGAUUUAAGUCGGACACAGUUUAUUGCCCUAACAUAUUAAAGUUUUUUGACUCUGUGGCAGCCAUGAUAUUGCAACUUAUGUGCUCUAGAAUAUUAGAAAUCUUGCUGAUUAAUUUUGGAGUUUUAAUUGCUAUCAUCUAAAAAAGUAAAACAGUUCUUCUGUCCCCAUAUCAAGACUAACAUUUUCUAAAGUCUUAAUUUUUUCAACAUUCAGUCUGAAAUUCUCCUAAAUUAUCAUUAAUUCAUUAUUGGCCGACGGUCAGGCACAAUUAUCUUGAUGAAGGCCAUCACUUUUAAAUUCGUCUGCUCGUCUUACAUACAUCAAUUGUCCAUGUAAUGCACUUGUUUCAAAUGUAUGCGUGUGUUUACUUAGAGGCUACAACUCUCAAGUCUGGUCGUCUGUGAUCAGCUGCCACUCUUGCGCUACUCUCUGCGCUUUUAAUGUCUUCAUUCAUUGCAAUUGUAGGCAGUGUUAGUAACUCAUUGAUGUCAUUUAUAUGGUUCAUCAGAGAUUAUUCUUCUUAAUUAUUAAAAAAUACGUAAUACUUUUCAGUAAAGGAAUAUUUGUUAGUGCCCUAAAUAUACCUACUGAAUUCUUUUCAGGAUGCAGGGAUAGGUUGAAAAAUUAUUGAAUGUUUGGUAACCGCUGAAAUAUUUCAAUUAAAUUGAACUCUGCUCCAAAUUAUCAAUGAUAUAUCACGGUUGCUUGAGUUUUCUAUGUAGCAAAUGUAUUUCUUCUGUUUGAAUGUUUUGCGUUAUCAUGAUCAGAAUAUUGGCCUUUUGAAAAAAAUUAUCUUAAUGUUUAUUUCUUUAUUUAUUUUUGUCAAA
Molecule: messenger RNA, 1532 nt
Organism: Hyalella azteca
Lineage: Eukaryota; Metazoa; Arthropoda; Malacostraca; Amphipoda; Hyalellidae
Gene: UbcE2M
Product: NEDD8-conjugating enzyme Ubc12-like
Exons: 5
Coding region: 87-578 (163 amino acids)
Source: RefSeq, a predicted model, not a curated record